Capra hircus (goat) is the source of this 2668-nucleotide messenger RNA. RefSeq lists its product as uncharacterized. The transcript has 2 exons. The record is from RefSeq and is a predicted model, not a curated record. NCBI's taxonomy places the organism in Eukaryota, Metazoa, Chordata, Mammalia, Artiodactyla, Bovidae. Bases 440 to 1189 code for a protein of 249 amino acids.
CUCAGUCACUGACUUCCUUUGUGCUCCCAAGUGCACAAGCUGUAUCGCAGCCUUGUCACCUGGCCUUAUAAUUGCUUCUCAUUGUCUGUCUCUCCCAGCCUCUUUCAGCUCCUAUCCCUACCCUGACCCCGUGCCCAGCAGGGUAAAGGCCCGUGGGAGAACUCCUCGCCUCUGUCUCCUCCCACAGGUGUGCCCAGCUCUGGGCUUGGUCCUGGGAGGGAUAUUCAGGAACCAGGAGACUCAUUGCUGCUUUCAGGGCCCUGGACUCUGCAUGAGAUGCAGACAGCUCACCAUCAGGCAGGGCCGGGACUGCACAGUAACCUCAGAAAUAUCACUAAGACCUUGGGGAAGGCGGAGAUGAAGAAGUCGCGAAGGGAAAGGCGGGAUCCUUAGGGACGGGUGGAGUUGGACGGGUGCGGGGGGCUGACCCAGAUGGGGAAUGCGGAGGCACAGUCAGGGCAGGCGCGUGGAGGAGGCAGCCGCGGCCAGACAGAGGCAGACGCUGGGGAGUGAGGGGAGGACUCAGGUCGGAUCCCGGCCCCCUGCCUGCUGGGCACGGGCUCCUCCACCAUCCUCCACGGGCUCGGCUCACGCCUCACGGCGUCCCUGCGGCGGGCAGGCCGCAUCUCGCUCCAUGGUGCAGGUCGACAGCCCAGCUGGCAGAAGCUCCUCGAGGCUCAGCAACGUUCAAGAUCAAAGACAAGGGCAGCCGCCCUUCCCUCUCUCCUGGGUGAGCCUGCUCUGGAGGGACAGGAGAGUUCCGGCCGUGUGUGGGGCCCGCCCGGGGCGGUCACCAGCAGAGUCCGGAGAGCAUUGCCGCCUUCCCGGCGCCGUGCCCUCAAUCAGGAGCGUCUCCUUUCAGAUCUGGGCUGCGCACGCAGCGCACAGCGCCCCCGCCAGUCUGCAGAGCACAUGGCCGGGACGCGCGCGGGCUGCCCUGCAGAAAGGGCUGGGAUCUCGCCAGGGCCUGAAGUGCGGGCUGACUGGCAGCUGUCACCGAGCAAAGAACACUGGUCUUGGAGCCAACAGCUUGAACCUGAAUCUCAGCUCUGCAGCUAACGGACAAGUCAUGCCAAGCAUCUCUUUUUCACCUACUACCCAUGUGGCAGGGGUCACGGGGCCUGGCGGUGAUGGGGAGUUCAUGGCCCUGCCUCAGAGCCCUCCUUCUGAACUCCAGUCUCAGUUGUAAGUUCUUUCAUGCCUGCUUGUCCAGGUAAAGUCACUAAGUGUUCUCAGUGCUGAGGGUCAGACCCAUGUCUCGAAUCUCUCUGUGCUGAAGAAGACUCUUUGACAUUGGUGGGAGUGACUGGUUGGGGUGGGGGAAGAUCACAGGAGACAGGAUGUGCUGGUAAGUUAACACUUGCUCUCCAGAAGAAGAAGGAGGCUCCCUAAUUUAUAGCUUUUUCUUUUCACGGUGUAAAUUCUCCCACCAUGAUGGAUUUCAGGCUGGCAGAGUGAUGUUGCUGUACAUGGUAGCACAAUGCUAUACGGCAUUUCACCACACACACUGAAUAACCUUAAUAAGCUUCAGAAACAUAGAUAAUUAAUUGUAGUAUAAUAAUUGGAAAGUGGGGAGUUUUUAGUAUUUGUUACCUUCUUAAAAUAUAAUUUAUUUCAUUGCAAUCUUUAACAAUGCUUGUGUUUAACAACUGGCUUGCAAAUGUUUUGAAAAUGCAAACAUCAGUUCUUGUAAGCCUAUGCAAGCUAGGUCCAGCAGAGCCCUGGUGGACAACCUGUCUUAAAAAUCGGAGUCUCUUGCGUCCUGCCGCCUUUAAGAGCCCGGAAGACAACGCCCACACUUCCAACAGCAGUGCUCUGCUGCCCUCUGGUGGCAGCUCCUGCCCUCUGGUGGCAGCUCCUGCCCUCUGCGGCUGCCUCGGAACUUGAUCCUACAGCAGAACCCACUGGCUCCGGCCCUGAGGCGGGAUCAGAGGCUCCCUGAGCAAGUUAAGCACCCCCGCCGCUCCUCUCUCACCCUAGCCUUCUGGAGCACAAGGGCACCUAGGUUAGGGCAUUCAGAGGCUCUGGACCUGCUGCACCCUCCUCAUCCCUACUUGUGGGUUUUCACUGCCCUCUUCAGUUUCAGCAGAGUGAUACUGAGCUGGGGAAAGGGCUCUGCCAGGUCAGUAACAUGCAAGCGCGUUGACACCUCACCCAUACCGCGCAUCCCUGAGAAGGAGGUGCUCUAAGGAAAUUAUGACUCGGGUGCUGUAGUUGGUUGUUGUUGUUGCUCCGGGGCUUCAUAGGAAACUCACCAGUCUUCUCCAUUAGAGCUGGGGCUUCCUGCCAUCUUAGAGCAGCCAAGAGGAGGAGCGAGAGAAAGAAGACUGUCAGAACAGCACCGAAGCUGCCGCCACACGGUGGGACCUUCUCGCGGGGAUAGCCCCAGUUACAGCUGCAAACUCCAGCGGGGAGGACCCUCGGGUCUCCUGAGGCUGGCAGGCCAUCUACUGCCCACACUGGCCAGAGCCUUCCGUAAGAAACAAACUUUACAGCAUAACAACCCAAGACACCCUAUACAGAGAAGGUUCAGGAAGCAACACUUACUAUGUUCAGUGUAUUUUGUCAUUCCAAAAUUUUCCAUCUUGCCCUUUCCACUAAAAAAAAAAAAGCCUUUCACAGAGGAGAACAAGACGGUGGAGGAGUAGGUGGGCGUGGAGUACAUCUC